Messenger RNA from Microthlaspi erraticum, 876 nucleotides. Lineage: Eukaryota; Viridiplantae; Streptophyta; Magnoliopsida; Brassicales; Brassicaceae. The record is from the annotation of a GenBank genome assembly.
AUGGAUGUCAAAUCAGCCUUCUUAAAUGGAGACCUUGAAGAAAAAGUUUACAUUGAGCAACCACAAGGCUACAUAGUCAAAGAUGAAGAAGACAAAGUUUUGAGGUUAAAGAAGGCGCUUUAUGGGCUAAAACAAGCACCCAGAGCUUGGAAUACUCGGAUCGAUAAGUAUUUCAAGGAGAGAAACUUUAUCAAGUGCAACAAUCCAAGUAUGUUCGAGGAAUUCAAGAAGGAGAUGACGAAGCAGUUUGAGAUAACCGAUAUUGGAUUGAUGUCUUACUAUCUUGGAAUUGAAGUGAGGCAAGAAGAAUCUGGAAUCUUCAUUACUCAAGAAGGCUAUGCUAAAGAAGUAUUGAAGAAGUUCAAGAUGGAUGACUCGAAUCCAGUUUGCACACCAAUGGAAUGUUGUGCCAAGUUGUCAAGACGCGAAGAAGGAGAAAGUGUGGAUCCAACACUCUUUAAGAGCUUGGUUGGAAGCCUAUGUUACCUAACGUGCACAAGACCUGACAUCUUGUAUGCAGUCGGAGUUGUAAGCCGAUACAUAAAGCACCCAACAACAACUCACUUCAAGGCAGCCAAGAGGAUCCUUCGCUAUAUCAAAGGUACAUUAAACUUUGGCUUGUACUAUUCUGUUUCUGACGACUACAAGUUUGUAGGAUAUAGCGAUAGCGACUGGGGUGGAAACGUGGAUGACCGGAAAAGCACAAGUGGCUUUGUGUUUUUCAUUGGAGAUACAGCCUUUACAUGGAUGUCAAAGAAGCAACCAAUUGUCACCCUUUCCACCACUGAAGCAGAGUAUGUAGCGGCUACUUCGGGUCCGAUUGGUGACGUUGUGAAUAGUGGUGUGUUACAGAAUUUUCAGUGGUACGAAAGAUAG